This is a messenger RNA of Labrus mixtus (cuckoo wrasse), 524 nucleotides long. RefSeq names its product phospholipase A2, group IB (pancreas) (gene pla2g1b). Gene Ontology annotation, molecular function: calcium ion binding; phospholipid binding. The coding region runs from base 62 to 505 and encodes 147 amino acids. Gene Ontology annotation, biological process: arachidonate secretion; lipid catabolic process; phospholipid metabolic process. NCBI's taxonomy places the organism in Eukaryota, Metazoa, Chordata, Actinopteri, Labriformes, Labridae. The transcript has 4 exons. The record is from RefSeq and is a predicted model, not a curated record.
UGUCAAGGUCAGUGGUCAAUAAAAACCUUUGAGAAUUACGUUCAAAAUCAACACCUGCACGAUGCGUCUGGUACUCUCCUUCCUCAUCCUCUUCAUCAGCCUCCCAGCACUGCUGGGUUACCGAGCUCUGUGGCAGUUCAGGUCCAUGAUCCUCUGCACUGUACCCGACAGCUGGCCCAUUCUGAACUAUGCUGACUAUGGAUGCUACUGUGGGCUGGGCGGCUCAGGCACACCUGUAGAUGAACUUGACAGAUGCUGUUAUAUCCAUGACAAGUGUUUCAGUGAGGCCAUGCAGCAUGAUGACUGCUGGCCCAUCUUAGACAACCCGUACAUUGAAUCAUACAGCUACAGGUGUGACGAGGAGAGCAAGACCGUCUCCUGUCUAAAUGACAACAGUCCCUGUGAGCGCUUCAUCUGUGAGUGCGACAGACAUGCAGCCAUGUGCUUCGCCAAGGCAGGUUAUAAUGAAGACAACACCAAUCUGCCCAGUAACCGCUGCAAAUAAACCGAGGGGAGCAUGAAGA